ACCGUUAUCAGUGGCGGCAAUAACAAGCGAGGCUCUAAUUCACUUCCAGUAUAAAGAAGAUCAGUGCAGUUGCAUUACCGGGUCCGUCCAUUUGUCCACGUGUGUGUGUGCGUGUGCUGGUGAUUAUGCACUAGAUCGAUUUCAUACAAAGUGUGAGGUAAACACUAAAUCUAUCAACACAUUUCCGACCGCAACGAUGACGGGAACAGCUGCCGUCCAACUAACAAUAACGAUUCCCACCAAGGCAGAGGAGGAGCGCCUAAAAAAGGUCUAUGUCCAAGUGGUCAAUGGAGAGGUAGCUACACCCACCGGAACUACUAGCAGAUCAUUAACCAUCGACAGUCUUUCCACCAUUCGGAUCGGGGAAUCCCCUGAGAGAAAAAGUCACAAUACUCAGAAUGCAUUGCCGAAAAUCCAAAUUCAGUCGUCCCACGAUAAUCUUCUCGACAUCCCACUGGAUACGGAUCAAGAGCAGGUUCUGCGCCAGAUCCUACAAAAAUUUCACAUUCCAAACGCCGUUUGGAUGCCCAGUCUGAAUGGGAAUGCCUAUCACAUAAGCUUCUCCAUGGACUUUGACGAGCGAUAUGAGAAUCUAUACGAGGCUCUGCAAGAAUGGGGCAUCGGAGAUCGCGAGGGAUCUGCGGUGUCCGUUGUCGGCUGCUUGGCUCACAGAUCCUAUGUACAACGGGAGAAUUCUGAGGAGCAGGAUGACCAGCCCUCAAGCACUGAAAACAUGAAUGCUCAGAAACAAGGUAUUUGGAACCGGUUCAUGAACUCUGUGAGGUCCCGAUUGAAUGUGGCCCAGAUCAUAAGAGAUGUUCGCCAGGAUGCAGCCAUUACCUUCGACUUUUGUAUACUACUCGUAUCAGCAGCAGUUCUGGCGAGCUUUGGCCUGGUGGAAAAUAGCACAAUAUUUCUGGCUUCCAGCAUGUUGAUUUCUCCACUGAUGGGCCCAAUAAUUGCGGCCAUCUUCGGAACUGUUAUCCAGGACAGAUCGCUACGCAGACUGGGAAUGCUUAACGAACUAAUCGGCAUUUUGACCGCCACUCUCGUGGGCUUCCUCUUUGGACUGGUCAUAUGUACGACGGAUAAAAAAUACGGAAUCGGAGAAGGACUUACAGAAGAAAUGCUUUCACGAUGUGAUCUACACUCGCUAGUGGUUGGUGUUUUCACGGCAAUCCCAUCUGGAGCUGCGGCUGCUAUAGGAAUCCUGGGUGGCAACAUCGGAUCCCUGGUGGGCGUGGCCAUAUCCGCAUCUUUGCUGCCCCCUGCGGUUAACUCAGGGCUCCUCUGGGCCGUUGCCUGCAUCUACAAGUUCUUCGAGCAUGACGACUCACUCUACGUGGAUGUUAUCAAGUCUCGACGCUACUCGGACAAUCAGGCCAAGGAACUGGCCGUGCUGGGGGCCAUCAGCAUGUGCCUAACAUUGUCAAACGUGCUUUGUGUCUACCUCAUGGGCAUUCUAGUGCUAAAGAUCAAGGAAAUCGCCCCUGUGAUCGGCCGCAAGAACAGACAGUUCUGGAAGCACGACAUAAAGUUAGCGCGUCAUGGAAAAGUCGAGACAGAGUCUGAGAUUCUGAAUGAGCUAAUGGCCAACUUGGCCAACGAGGAUCAGCAAGCGCUGGACUCUCUUAAUCGUCAGUUCCUGCGGCACUUGGACGAGUCGCACUACCAGCACACUUGGUCGCCGCUCAGCAACCGACACAGUUUCUCAAUGCAUCCUCCGGGUGCAGGUAUCUCAACCAUUCACCGUCUGGAGCAGCUGUAUGCAUCGAGAAUAGGCGGCGGUCAACCUCCAGUAGAAAGAAGACAGCGCCACAGUGUUGUCAGCAGGCCAUCACAAAGGAGCCACGAAGUCUCCAUUCAGUUGAGUCCACCACAAGUGCGCCCUCGAUUUGCCAGCAUGCCCUCACAAGUGGGAAAAGUUGAGCCAACAACGGAGUCAGCUAUCCAAGUGGCCAAAUCUAAGAGAUUCACAGUCACUCCAGCUCGCGUCGACGAGCAACUACCAUAGAAUACUGUUAAGUCCAUUCGGGUUUUCACUUUCACAAAUUUCGUAUAAAUCUUAAUAUUAUUAGUGUCAAUUAUAAG
Messenger RNA from Drosophila eugracilis, 2091 nucleotides. RefSeq lists its product as uncharacterized. The record is from RefSeq and is a predicted model, not a curated record. The coding region runs from base 197 to 2014 and encodes 605 amino acids. The transcript has 4 exons. Lineage: Eukaryota; Metazoa; Arthropoda; Insecta; Diptera; Drosophilidae.